Colletotrichum higginsianum IMI 349063 is the source of this 2679-nucleotide messenger RNA. RefSeq lists its product as uncharacterized. The coding region runs from base 1 to 2679 and encodes 892 amino acids. The record is from RefSeq and is a predicted model, not a curated record. The transcript has a single exon. NCBI's taxonomy places the organism in Eukaryota, Fungi, Ascomycota, Sordariomycetes, Glomerellales, Glomerellaceae.
AUGACAGAUGACCACGGCCGAGAAAAUCCCUCAAAAGAACUGAGAACUGGCAACGUCGCCGAGGAGACGUGUUCAGUUGCGAAUCAUCUGCAAUAUCAUCACAUAAACACACUUACGUUUACAUCCUUGCCGUCAGCUCUUGAAACGAUGGCUGGGCCUUCAAGGCGACGAAGACAUCAUGUCGAUUCCAGUUCAUCUGAAUCUAUUGCCGCCCACAGCCCAGAGAGCGGGGUGAAGCCUGCAAAGCACCACAGAAGCCGGAAUCUCACUGUUUCUCGAGUGAUGCGGUUCUGCCUUCCUCGUCCAACAGACCGGCGCUCAAGGACUACGAACAGGCUACCACUAUUCGGUAACCUGAGGCCUUAUGCUGGGGACAAUGCAUCAUGGCUUCAAGAAAGGCUUUGGGAGCUUGAAGUCAGGAGAUUCAUUCAAGUUGUCAACGGCACAGAGGACAUGCUGGUACCCGUGUUGAAGCUCGACAGCGACGAAAUCAUUCAUUAUUCGCUCACUCGACAAAACUCAAAAAAACUGCAAGUGCUAGCAGACCGGAUUCGUGCGGCUUUGCACGUGUGUGUCAUAGAUGACAGCCUUUUGCUCGAACGGCUCCCGGACAAUACCAGGCCCUCGAAACGGUUCAGCGAGAGCUAUUGGGCCCUUCGCCAGGCUUGGGGCGAGGAAGACGAUUUGCCUGGCCGCCGCCAACGCUCUGAUCCCGAUGAUAUUAGUUAUCAAGAGUACAAGGCAAAACGCCGAGGUGACACAGCAGAGGAUCAGCAUCGCAAUCUCGAUGACUUUGAACUUGAGCAGUGUUAUUACCUUGUGGAUCAGGUUACGGCGACCCUGGUUUUACUAGCGGUAAGGGGCCGGGACAAUGAUUACUGGCUUGUUGUUGUGCUAGCUUGUCUAGCGAAGCUUUCGACGAAGAUAAAGUUCUUGGUCAGGGAAUUUUCAAAAAAUGUCGCAAUUUGCUUUCGAAAUUCGAAAGACCAUCAGGAUACCCUCGGACCAGAACAUUUCAGGGACGACGACGCCCAACAACCGCUGAAUGACAACAGUCCUACGCACACUCGCUAUCGCAGGGAGGUCGAAGUUGUUUCUGGCUGGCUGACGGACUGCUUCAUACGAGUUUUGAGGGGCCUCGGCGCUCAAAACCCCAGGUCGGCAAGAAGCGGCUCCGUGGACAUUUGUACCAUCGUUUAUCCAGCCGGCAUAGCUGGCACCCGCACUCUGCUCUGCCAAGCCCGGAAUGGGGAGGUAUCCGGUUCCCCUGGACUGAUACCGGUUGCGUUCGCGUCGAACUCUAUCACAAUCAUCGAUAAACUAAGCAGCAUCCUGUCGUCCAGAGCCCAUAUUCCACCGCCCGGGGACCAGGCCACUGAUGAGACAAUGAGUGAUCGAUCUAAAAGCGCGUCUAAAGGCUCAGAUGAACCGGAGACGGUCUUGGUGGUCGAGUUGGAGCGUCACAAUGAGGAUGUCGAUGGGGAACAGCGUUUCAAUCACGUGCGGCGGCGUUUGACCAUACGAACACUGUUUGAUUUUGUCGCUAUCGCGACGUGUCUCUCCCUCUGUCAUCCCGAGGUCGGGAUAGGUUUCCAAAGCAGCCUACAAACAAUCAGCGCCCUCUCGGCUUUCGAGGAACCAGAGGAUCAUGAGUAUGCCUCAACCAAAAGCGCCGCCCCCACUAGGUCAGAUGUGCCGACGGAGCACACACCCUCCACAAAAUCAGGGACCGCCUUCUAUGCGUUUGUGAAUCUUUGGGCAGAUAAUGCGGAAGGCGGUCGGCCAACGGACACUUUAUCGUCGUUGUCGAACUCGGUAAUCGCGGCAAGAAGACACAAUGUGCUCGACAGACAGCUUCCGCCUCUGAACCAUGCGAGGGUGGGAACAUCGGCAACCAGAAAUCCAAGGGAGGUUAUAGCGGCUCUCAACGAGGCCCAAGAAAAGCGAAAACGUCUGGAAAAUAUCAUCAGAAAGUGGAAGAUUCAUGAGUCAUCCAUAGUCGUUGAAUGCCCUGAUUUCGUCGUCAGGGUGUCGUUGUUCAGCGCAGCUCUGGUUUUGGGCGGGCUGGCUUGUGGCUUCUUUGUGGGCGAGAGGAUAACGGGCGUCGACCCCUUCAAUCUCACCAUGUUCUCCUGGAUCAUUGCCGGCUUUGUGAUCCUUAUAGCCAAGAGCGUCAGAGUGUCUGACUGGACCUGGCGGGACUUUCUGUUUCGGCAAGUGACGUGUCGAACAGUCAAGGAAGUGGCCGACGUCGUCCCGGGGCUCGACGAGCAGGACAUACUCUGUUUCUUGCUUUCGUCGGAGAUCCGGAGCACAUUGAAAACACGUGGCCCGUUUGGAGGCGUGUUUUACUUCUCUCCAACUGACGGCGGCUUCUCAAUCGACGUUAAACCCAACCUCCAGACCUUAUGGGCGGCGGGGGUUAUUCCCGUCAUGGUUCAAACCCUCGAAGGUCCCGUGUUGCGUUUCCUUCGGCUAGUCUCUGGCUAUAAUGGCCAUACGUCGGUGGAAAUGUCUGGCCAAUGUGUUGAUUGUGUCUGUAAGAAUCCUCCUGACAAUGCAUUCGACGUAACUUCUCCAGAGGAAGGCCAGAUUGACGAAGCAGUUGUUUUAUUUGAAAGAAUUAGCUGGAUGAAGAUUUUGGGGGUUUACAAUGUGACUGGAGUCUCAUUCCGAUAG